AUGUUGCGCUGGUACCAAAGAAAGCUGGCCACGAGCCCCCUGCUCACCCAGAGCAUCACAACCGCAGUCCUCUUUGCAACGGGCGACACGAUGGCUCAGCAGCUCGUCGAGAAGAAGGGAUUGAAGAACCACGAGCUGGCACGUACAGGACGCAUGGCCUUGUACGGAGGAGCAAUCUUUGGCCCCGCCGCAACAACCUGGUUCAAAUUCCUGCAGAACAAGAUCGUGCUGCGCAACAAGAACGCCGAGAUCGUGGCACGCGUCGCAGCCGACCAGACCAUCUUCGCCUCGACCAACCUGUUCGUCUUCCUGAGCAGCAUGGCGAUCAUGGAGGGCACGUCGCCGAAGGACAAAUUGGAGAGCACUUACUGGAAUGCCCUAGAGAAGAAUUGGAUGGUGUGGCCUGUUAUUCAGGCGGUGAAUUUCAAGCUGGUGCCGUUGCAUCAUCGGGUGCUGGUUGUUAAUGUUGUGUCGUUGGGCUGGAAUUGCUACUUGAGCUUCUUGAAUAGUCAGGGGGGGAAGAAAAUUGAGGAGAAAAUUGAGGCUGAUGAGGUGGUGGAAUAA
This is a messenger RNA of Lachnellula hyalina, 564 nucleotides long. RefSeq names its product Protein sym-1 (gene sym-1). The record is from RefSeq and is a predicted model, not a curated record. Lineage: Eukaryota; Fungi; Ascomycota; Leotiomycetes; Helotiales; Lachnaceae. The transcript is spliced from 3 exons. Gene Ontology annotation, cellular component: membrane; mitochondrion; cytoplasm. The coding region runs from base 1 to 564 and encodes 187 amino acids.